GCAAAAUGGAAGAGGCUAUGCAUUUUUUCUUCAAAUGGUUAUCCAAACAGCUCCCUCCCCUAAAUUUCAAUCAUAUAAAAUCCCCACAUAGCCAUCUUCUUUUCUCAAGCGGUACCGGUUAGACCAUUCCAUCACCCACCUACCCUCCCAUCUCUUAUUUUAAUUACUCUCCCAAAUCCCAAACCUUCUUCCUGAACCUUGAAUACAGUCCUAAGCUCCAUAGUUCUAAGAAAAAAACAUGACAUCAUCAACAUUGCCAUCUUCUCUAUUCCUCCAACUAGAUUUCCCAUCAAUAAGGGCGACAUCGGAGAGACCGACACCGUCAGUAUCGGUUCCUCCAACACGCAAGCCCGGACAAACAAAUUCUUUACCAAGUGAGCCAACCAUCAACAACCUACCGAUGAGGAAGAUCCCGGGGGACCUUGGGAUCCCAAUAAUCGGUCCUUUAAAAGACCGUCAGGAUUACUUCUACAACCAAGGGCGUGACGAGUUUUUCAAAUCAAGAAUCCAAAAAUAUCAGUCAACCGUUUUCCGCGCCAACAUGCCACCUGGACCGUUCAUCUCAAACUCACCAAACGUCGUCGUUUUGCUCGACGCCAAGUCUUUUCCCACGCUUUUUGACGUCUCGAAAGUCGAAAAGCGUGACGUGUUCACGGGAACCUACAUGCCGUCGACUGAACUCACCGGCGGUUACAGAGUCCUCGCUUACCUGGAUCCUUCAGAAGCAAAACACGGCCUUCUGAAACGGUUAAUGUUUUUUCUCUUGAAAUCGCGUCGUGAAAACGUGAUUCCUGAGUUCCGUUCAAGCUACACGGAGUUCUUCGAGUCCUUGGAAUCAGAGCUUUCUGAGAAAGGAAAAGCCGAUUUUGCCCUCGCGAACGAUCAAGCAGCUUUUAACUUCUUAGCGCGAUCGCUCUUCGGUUCAAACCCCGGUGACACCGAACUCGGUACGGACGGGCCAGGAAUCGUUCAGAAGUGGGUUCUGUUUCAACUCAGUCCGAUUCUGCGACUCGGUUUGCCUCAGUUCAUCGAAGAUUCUGUUUUCCACAACUUCCGUCUUCCGCCGAAGUUAAUCAAGAAGCAGUACCAGAGGCUCUACGAUUUCUUCUACGAAUCUUCGGGAUUCAUGCUGGAUGAAGGUGAGAGAUUGGGAAUCUCGAGAGAGGAAGCGUGCCAUAACCUAGUUUUUGCGACGUGCUUCAAUUCGUUCGGAGGCAUGAAGCUGUUCUUCCCAAACGUGAUGAAGUGGAUCGGGAGGGCGGGGGUGAAGUUGCACGCGCGGCUUGCAGCGGAGAUUAGGGCGGCGGUGAAGGAGGCCGGUGGAGAGGUUACGAUGGCGACUAUGGAGAAGAUGGAGCUAAUGAAGUCGGUGGUGUACGAGGCGCUUAGGAUUGAUCCGCCGGUGCCGUUGCAGUAUGGCAAAGCCAAACGGGACUUGGUCAUUGAAAGCCAUGAACAUGCUUUUCAGGUGAAAGCAGGGGAAAUGCUAUUUGGGUACCAACCAUUUGCAACCAAAGAUCCAAAGAUUUUUGACAGAGCCGAGGAAUUUGUUGGGGACAGGUUCAUGGGAGAGGAAGGGGAGAAGUUGUUGAAGUAUGUCAUUUGGUCCAAUGGUCCUGAAACCGAAAAUCCCAGUGUUUCCAACAAGCAAUGUGCUGGGAAGGAUUUUGUUGUGCUUGUUUCAAGGCUUCUUGUUGUUGAACUCUUUCUUCGUUAUGAUUCCUUUGAGAUUCAAGUUGGAACUUCACCUUUGGGCUCUAAGAUUACCCUCACUUCUCUUAAGAGAGCUAGCUUCUAAAUCUUCUAAUAAUUCAAUUUUUAAUUCUUGUAUUUAUUAGGAUUUUUAUUUUUAUUUUUAUUUUGGUGUUAAUCCUAUAUAUAUUCUUAUGGUAUAUCAAUGGCUAAUUAAAGAGAUGAAGAUCUAAGCUAUUUCUUGUAUUGAUUUUGUAUAGUAUUUUGAUUUUAUGUUAUUGAAUUUAGGGUCAAUAAAUCUAAAAGGUAUGGUCCCCAUGUUGGAUUUUUAAUAUAGAUAUAGGGAAUUAGAUUAGUGUCAUAUUGGAACAUAAAGUGGUGUAAUAAUAGAACCUUUGUGGGUCAUCAUGUAACCCACUCAAGUAGUGGGUAUUACAUGCUGCUGCAGUCAUUGACAAUGUGCUCUCUAAUAUUUAUUGAGGCAAUGCUUUUUUUAUUAUUAAA
Molecule: messenger RNA, 2196 nt
Organism: Arachis duranensis
Lineage: Eukaryota; Viridiplantae; Streptophyta; Magnoliopsida; Fabales; Fabaceae
Product: allene oxide synthase 1, chloroplastic
Biological process (GO): jasmonic acid biosynthetic process; sterol metabolic process
Cellular component (GO): chloroplast envelope; chloroplast thylakoid membrane
Molecular function (GO): monooxygenase activity; iron ion binding; heme binding
Source: RefSeq, a predicted model, not a curated record